Molecule: messenger RNA, 1002 nt
Organism: Eucalyptus grandis
Lineage: Eukaryota; Viridiplantae; Streptophyta; Magnoliopsida; Myrtales; Myrtaceae
Product: phenylalanine--tRNA ligase beta subunit, cytoplasmic
Biological process (GO): phenylalanyl-tRNA aminoacylation
Cellular component (GO): phenylalanine-tRNA ligase complex
Molecular function (GO): phenylalanine-tRNA ligase activity; RNA binding
Source: RefSeq, a predicted model, not a curated record
AUGCCAAUCCUAGGUAACCAUUCCCGGCCAGGUACACCUGAUGAAAAGGCCUGGCCAGCCAGGACGACGGAGAAGGCUAUCAUCAGAAAGGAGAAGCACCUGGAAGAGGAGACUGAUGAGGACGAGGAAGUCAUCUAUAAAAUCAAAGUUCCGGCGAACAGAUACGACUUGCUUUGCCUCGAAGGGCUUGCUCAGGCCCUACGUGUAUUCAAUAAGCAGGAGGAGACACCUCAAUACAGUCUUCGUAACAUCAGCAGGGGAUCAAUGCUUAAGAUGCAUGUAAAACCAGAGACCUCACAAAUCCAUCCAUACGUUGUUUCUGCUGUCUUAAGAGGGAUAACAUUUGAUGAAGCCAGUUAUAACAGCUUCAUUGAUCUUCAAGACAAGCUCCAUCGUAACAUUUGCCGGCGAAGAACACUGGUUGCAAUUGGGACUCAUGACUUGGAUACGCUAGAAGGCCCCUUCAGCUAUGAGGCUUUGCCACCUUCCAGUAUAAGUUUCGUCCCCUUGACGCAGGUGAAGAACUUCAGAGGUGAUGAACUAAUGGAAUUUUAUAAGGUCGAUUUGAAAUUGAACAAGUUCUUGCACAUAAUAGAGAACUCUGUGUUCCCUGUUAUCUAUGAUUCAAAGAGAACUGUCCUGUCUCUGCCGCCAAUUAUCAAUGGUGCACAUUCGGCAAUAACUUUAAAGACAAAAAAUGUUCUCAUUGAAUGUACUGCGAUGGACUUAACAAAAGCUAAGAUAGUUCUAAAUACAAUGGUGACAAUCUUCUCAGCAUACUGUGGGAAGAAGUAUGAAGUUGAACCAGUUGAAGUGAUAUACUCUAGUGGGGAGUCAUUCGUUUAUCCUGAUUUGUCCCUAUACAAUAUGGAAGUGUCCUUAUCUUAUGUCAACGAUUCAAUUGGAGUCGCCUUGAAAGCUGAAGAGAUGACGUCAUUGAUGACGCAUUCGGGAGCGACAGACUAUGCAGCGAAGGAUAUAAAAUCCUUCGUGGAAUUUUGA